CCUUUGAUUGUGCUUUAAGACAUCACGAGGUUGCUAUCUCUAGGUGUUUAAACUGGAAACCGUGCUCUAAAGUCGUCGUUAGUUUGCGUUAGCUGGAUUACUAGAUGCUGCAGUAAAAGUUUACCGCAGGAUGAUUACACUUCUGGGCAAACAUAUAAUGGCCCAAGACCAAAAUGCCUAAACGCUAAGCUUUUUGCGCUGUUGUCUUAACCACAAAUUAUUGGUCAGGAAAAUGGCUAAAUUCAAGCAAAUGCACUACUUAAAAAGCCAUCGCUGUCUCAGAAAAACAGCAAAGAUAGAAUGAGGUUUUUGUCAGAAUACGGGAAGUUGUGUGUGGAGUUAUGAAUCACAGUGAAACACGAGUUGCAUGUUGAUGUUCCAGAGCGGUGUCUUUAAAAAUCUGCUGAGAAAUAUAAUAAUAAAUGCAUCUCUAGCACACUGAAGCAUGGAGGAAGAGAUGUAAUUGUGUAGGGAAGCUUUUUAACUGCGGGUGUUUGUGAGCUACUUCACUGUGAAAAGUCAUUUAAUGUUUCAGAGCACUGGAGUAUAAUGCAGAAUGGCUUGCUUCCCAUAAAUGAAAAGCUGUUAUCUAAAGAGGAAUUAUCAGAUGUUAUUUUCCAACAAGACAAUGCUCCUGCCCAAAUUACAAAAACAACCAAUGAGUAGCUUGAGAACAAGGCCAGGCUCCUGUUUUGGCCUUUACAGAGUCCAGAUUUGAACCCUAUAGUAAAUAUUUGGUCUCACAAUAAACUCAAACAAAGUGGGAGACAUUUUUCAGAUACUCAUGAACUGUUUGAAGCCAUUAACAUUGAGUGGAACAACACUGACUCUACUUCCUGUAAAAAGAUGUCUGCAAGUUGGGGAAGGCUAUUCCGUGCUAAGUGACUUUAUCUACAGUAUUUUUGUAAUUCUUGUUCAUUUCCUGACCAGCGAUUUGUGAUUAAAAUGGUCAAGACCACUUAAUAUUUUGCCAUUUUUGGCUUGUUCCAAUUUAUUUAUUCAUUUGCCCAGGAGUGUAAGAUAUAGGCUGCAUCUCAAAAGUGAGCUGGCUACCUAGACAGCAUUUUUGGGCUUUGUCACAUCAAACCGGUCUAUGGUGACAAAAAUCCUGUUAAGGUAGACUGGCAUCUCCGUUUUCCAUUUGUACAUUUGACUGUCAUUGAGGGGUAUUGUCUGGAUCUUUGACAUGAGAUCAUGAGCCCGUGUUUUCGCUCUCAUGUUGACAAGCUUGUUCUGACAGCUGAGGAUAAUGAGCACUUUAUUAUUAGAUCCAUGAAAAUUCCACUGCUAGUUUGAUGCAUCACAGAUGAGUUAUUUAGCUCUGUAGUAACUUCAUUGCAACUGCAUAAUCUUGAUAUUGCAAUAUCGCAUAAACAGCUUGGACCUAUGUUAAAACUCAGUAAUACUAAUGCAAAUAAUUUUUGGAAAUUACAAAAAAUGCUUAUCCACUUCACUUAGAGGAUUUUAGAAGGACAUCCAAGUUAUGCUGUUCUUUUUACACCCUGACAAAUGCAUUGGGGGAAAAAAUAGGAAAACUGUACCACCACCCUCAUGAAACAUCUGAAUUUAAAGGGGUCAUGGAUUGAGAAAUCACAUUUUAUUUGAUCUUUUGGCACAUAAGAGGUCACUAUAAAAAUAUCAUGUAAGUUUCACAACUCAAAACGUCCUUGUUAGUCCAAAACUUGAAAAUGUUAUUCAAACCAAACUCAGAAAACGUCUUGUUUCAGAAAUUUGUCACGUCAUAGUGCUACAAAAGACCGCCUUCGCAGAAGAUCAGUGCCUACUUCAUCAUUGCCUCCUCUUUAGCCCCGCCCACCGAUUCACGCAUGUCAUGUAGUAGUAAAUAGCACAGGAUUACUCCAGCAACAAAACAGUAGAGAUGCCUCUGAGGAUUACAAGGCAUUUUGAAGUGGCAAGUUGUGAAAAAACACAGUCUUUGCAUUGCCAUCCUUGUGAUCCUAACAUUAAGAAAGAGUGGAUGAACUUUAUUUUAAACAAAGUUCCAGUCAGAUUGCAUCAGUAAGACACUGUUUAUUUGUUCACUUCAUUUUACUGCGGAUACAUUUUUAAACAAGACACAGUUCAAUGCAGGCUUUUCAGACAGACUGAAAAUAACAGAUGAUGCAGUGACGACUAUAUUGGAUCCAACAGUAAUAAUGUUGCAACACAAGUCCCAGUGCAGAGAGCAUGGCGUCUCUGUGCCUGAGUCAGCAGCGCUGUGUGAAGGCCUCUAUCGCGUCCCAGUGGCAGCUGGCAGAAGCGCAGGACCAGCUCUGCGGUUUGGAGCUUCACAGCUCAGAAUCUGUCGAGCAGGAGCAUGCCAGAGCCCUGGCCUCCUCUGCUGAGCUUUCACAGAUCGAACAGGAGUGGAGACAUAAAGAGAGGAUGCUGGGAAGGAGUCCCACUCUGUGUCCGGAGGUCAGCCGUGAUGUAUUUGACAAGAGUAUCAUAAACAUUUCACAGUCUUGGCCUAAUGAAUCUGAUCACGAUAAGAACUUAGGCUUCAACCAGCGUAAUGAAGAACUCUUGAAACAUUUUGGGAUGUUGAGGAGGUGGGAUGAUAGUCAGCGCUUUCUAGCAGAGUACCACCAUCUCAUCUGUGAAGAAACGGCCAAUUACCUGAUCCUGUGGUGCUUCCGUCUACAGGCAGAGCAAAAAGAGGCCUUAAUGGAGCAGGUGGCUCAUCAGGCAGUCGUCAUGCAGUUUAUUCUGGAAAUGGCCCGCAACACUCAGCAGGACCCACGAGGCUGCUUCCGUCAGUUCUUUCAGAAAGCCAAAGCAGGGCAGGAGGGAUACUUGGACGUCUUCCACACAGAGCUCGAAGCCUUCAAGCACAGAGUUAAAGAGUAUACCAUGAAAUCAAAAGGAGAAACCCAAAAGGAUCCAGUACAUCAAAAUACAUCACCAGGCUAUCGUCUUGACCCCAAGGAGGUUUUGGAGUCUUUGCCACCGGAGCUGAAAACAUGCAUCCAGAUGCAAGAUAUGCAGAUUCUUCAGAAUGUGCUGAGCAACAUGAACCCACAGGUAGCAGAAUACCACGUGAAACGAUGCCUGGAGGCAGGACUUUGGACGAAUAUACCACGAUCCUCCAAAGAGGAGAGUUCAGAAACAGACGAGUGGAGAAUGAUGGAGACCUAGCAGUGAAGACACGCUCUAUCCCUGAUGAAACUUCAGUAGGAAAAUGGCUUUGGGAAGGAGGACAGAAAGAACAAGGGCUGUGCUCAAAGACUUUUGUUAUGUAUCCGUGCCUGAAUGUGUGCUGCACUUUAUAUUUGUUUAAUAGAGAAAGUAUUUUAAAAAAAAAACAGGAAACUGUAUUUUGAGGCACUUAUAUUUUUGUGCAUAUUUUGUUACAUUUCUGUUGCUAACUUUUCGUCGAUCUGUUUUAGCAGUUUGAAAAGUUUAGGAAAGUGGCGCAAGCAGGAGUGCAAAGGAAAAACUCAAAUAUUUCUGCAUAAUUUGAACCUUUUUUUGUUGUAAAUUGGUUUUAAAUCAACAAGACCAGUGAUAUUUGAGGAGCCUUUUGCUGUUUUAUAUUUGUUUGAACAUUUUGUUUCAUAUCCCCACCUUUGAAUUGUAAUCUACAAAGUCCACUGCACUUUGAACUCUAGCUGCUAUCUGGGAACUGUUUCAUGUGUGCAUGAACGCAGCAGAUAAGUCAGCUUCCUGCAGAUAGAGAAACGACGUUUAGGCGGAGCAGGACCACCCACUUUGUUUUCUUCAUGGUAGAAGUGAGACGUUUGCAAAAAAAUAAUUUGCAGGUGCAACAUGAAAACCAGCAAUGUAAUGUUGGUACCUACAAUUAUAAUGAAAGAUUCACAUUUACUGUUGUCAAAAUGUAAACAGGAUGCUCAAGGCACUUGGCUGUUGAGUUUGACUUUGCAUCAAAAGCAAAAAAUGGCAAAUGUCAAAGCGAUAUUUGUUUCCAAGUCCUAAAUUCUGUUAUUUUCUUACCCUUAUGUCAUUCCAAACCUGUAUGACUUACUUUUUUCUGUGAAACAUAAAUGAAAAUAUUUUGCAAAAUGUUUUAUUCAUACAGUGAAGGUCAAUAGGGUCCAAAAAAUGUUGUUUUGGACCCCAUUGGCUUUCAUUAUAUGGUCAAAAAUGAGAAACGUUCUUCUAAAUAUGCAUUUCUCAGAAGAAAGUAAGUCGUGCGUGUUUGAAACAACAUGAGGGUGAGUAAAAUGAUAAAAUUGGGUGAAUUAUCUUUCACAAUGAGAUUUUGAGAGCUUUCCCUUACCAUCACUUUAGGAAAGUAUCAAACUGACUUCUAUUCAUUGCAAUAAUCACAUUGAAAGCCUGUAGAUGCUGUUUGCGUAUCACAUCCAGCCAGUUUGCAUUGCCUGUACUGCACACAACAUUUACAGUAAACUUAGGAUUUGUGUUAUAAUAAAUGAUGUGAUGAUAUUGUGCAAGUCUUUACAAUCAGAUCAAACUAACUGAAUUAAAUCUUCAGAGCCACAGUAUUGCUGACUGCUUGAAAUGUUUUAUUUCACCGUGAGUGUUCACUAUUAUUAAAAUAACAUUUUAUAAAUGUUUUUGCUAGCUGUCUGUGUGAGGGAUUCACCUCUGAUAACAUGCGUGCAAUAAACUGGCUUCAAACGUU
This is a messenger RNA of Megalobrama amblycephala (Wuchang bream), 4606 nucleotides long. It is a transcript of the gene cdc37l1, whose product is annotated as cell division cycle 37-like 1. Gene Ontology annotation, molecular function: heat shock protein binding; protein-folding chaperone binding. The record is from RefSeq and is a predicted model, not a curated record. Gene Ontology annotation, biological process: protein folding; protein stabilization. Gene Ontology annotation, cellular component: cytoplasm. The transcript has 8 exons. Bases 2188 to 3138 code for a protein of 316 amino acids. NCBI's taxonomy places the organism in Eukaryota, Metazoa, Chordata, Actinopteri, Cypriniformes, Xenocyprididae.